Diaporthe batatas is the source of this 1203-nucleotide messenger RNA. RefSeq names its product mitochondrial 54S ribosomal protein YmL4. The record is from RefSeq and is a predicted model, not a curated record. Lineage: Eukaryota; Fungi; Ascomycota; Sordariomycetes; Diaporthales; Diaporthaceae. Gene Ontology annotation, cellular component: mitochondrial large ribosomal subunit; mitochondrial ribosome. Gene Ontology annotation, biological process: mitochondrial translation. The transcript is spliced from 2 exons. The coding region runs from base 147 to 989 and encodes 280 amino acids. Gene Ontology annotation, molecular function: structural constituent of ribosome.
CAAAAAUUUGGGAAGCUGAGCGGCGCAGCGACCCAGACAACGGGCCUCGCAGACCUCACCUAACCUCAGCCUCCACCGCGUCACUUGGUCCCCCAGGGCAAGCCAGGGCAAGCCAGACGAAGGACCACCACGGCGAAAGGCACAGCAUGGCGAGCUCCAACCCCGCGCGGCCGUGCCUCAGGCGCGUGCUGCAGUCCUACCACCGAAGCGGCCUCGCAGCCUCGCAGCGACCACUGGCACCGACGUCCGCCGCCCCAGCACGCCCGUCGCUCUCGAGCCAGCAGCAGACCGGCCUCUUCUCCACGACCGCGCCGCUGGGCCAGCGCCGCAAGAACCGCGACCACAACCGCAACCGGGGCCUGUCGGCGAUCCGGGGCACGGGCACGCGCGAGGUGCUCUCGGUGGACAACGUGCCGCUUCCCCGGCCCGUCAGCCCCAAGGAGUUCCCGGCGGUCGUGACGGACCCAGACCACGGCCUGUGGGACUUCUUCUACAGCAAGGACAAACCGCUGAACACGCCGCAGGAGGACGCCGCGCACGGGCGGUCGUGGAGGGUGGAGGAGCUGCGGCGCAAGAGCUGGGAGGACCUGCACAGCCUGUGGUGGGUGUGUAUCAAGGAGAGGAACAGGAUCGCCACGGGCAACUGGGAGAGGUCCAAGGGGAAGUAUGGUUACGGCGACAACGAGAGCAAGGCGAGGGAGAUGGAGGUGCGCAAGACUCAGGCGGCGAUCAAGCACGCGCUCACGGAGAGGUUCUAUGCAUGGGAAGACGCGAGGAAGCUGGCGAAGGAUGACCCCGAGAUCAGUCUUACCGGGCGAGAGCCAGCCUAUAUCCCAGACGAGUCGCAUCUGGAAUCCGAGGAGGCGGCCUGGGAGGACUUGCCCGGUGAGCCGGGCACGGCCAAGGAGACCAGGACCUCCGAGGAGGCGAUUGACCCUUCAACAAUACCCAGCGGACAAAAGGUACAAGCAGAUGCUCCCAGGGUAUGAGACCUGGCACGAAGGAGUAUACACAUGGCAUAAGAGACGCGGGUGUUGUAAAGUUCACGUAUAGAAUGACAUUAUGCUCCGUCCCGAGUUGUGCCAGGUGACACUUCCCCGGGUCAAUCCUACCUGAGAUGAGUCGAGAUGAGGUUGAGAUGAAAGGUGUUGUUGAGAUUAUCAUGGUUGAUCUGGUGAUCCCUGGGACAAUAUUGCCAUCGCC